This is a messenger RNA of Arvicanthis niloticus (Nile rat), 7941 nucleotides long. It is a transcript of the gene Shank1, whose product is annotated as SH3 and multiple ankyrin repeat domains 1. The record is from RefSeq and is a predicted model, not a curated record. Gene Ontology annotation, cellular component: postsynaptic density; dendritic spine; postsynaptic membrane. NCBI's taxonomy places the organism in Eukaryota, Metazoa, Chordata, Mammalia, Rodentia, Muridae. Gene Ontology annotation, molecular function: synaptic receptor adaptor activity; ionotropic glutamate receptor binding.
GAGCGAGCCGGGUGGCAGUGGAGGCGCCGAGCAGGAGCAGGCGGCGGCGCGGCGGCCCCUGGCAGAGGAGGAGGAGGCAGAGCCGGAGGGAGCCGCGGCGCCGGUAGCCCGGCCAGACCCCAGCCCCGGGGCGGGCAAGGAGGGGCGCGCGGGCGCGGCAGAAAGGGGGGCGCGCUGCGGAUGGCCCGGCCCGGCCCGCGGGGGGGGUGAGGUCCGCGGUCCCCCCGCCCUCCCCCCGGCCCUCGCCCGCCCCCUCCCCGGCCCGCUCGCCCUCCGGGGCGGUGGGGCAUGGCCUGAGGGUCCCCCGUAUUCGGGGGGGGGGGGGGGGGGGGGGUGGGGGGAGGGGCCGCGGGCGCCGCCGACCGGGACUCAGCAGCCCCGCCAGGCAGCUGCCUGUGAUGCUGCUGUCCCCCGUCGCCCCGUGGCCCCACGAUGACCCACAGCCCCGCGACAAGCGAGGACGAGGAACGCCACAGUGCCAGCGAGUGUCCCGAGGGGGGCUCAGAAUCGGACAGCUCCCCAGACGGUCCAGGAAGAGGCCCCCAGGGGACUCGGGGCCGGGGCAGCGGAGCACCUGGUAACCUGGCCUCUACCCGAGGCCUCCAGGGACGCUCCAUGUCUGUCCCUGACGACGCCCACUUCAGCAUGAUGGUUUUCAGGAUUGGCAUCCCUGACUUGCACCAGACGAAAUGCCUACGCUUCAACCCAGAUGCCACCAUCUGGACGGCCAAACAGCAAGUACUCUGUGCCCUGAGCGAGAGCCUACAGGAUGUACUUAACUACGGACUGUUCCAGCCAGCCACCUCAGGCCGGGAUGCCAACUUCCUGGAGGAGGAGAGACUUCUAAGAGAGUACCCUCAGUCCUUUGAGAAAGGGGUACCCUACCUGGAGUUCCGCUACAAGACCCGAGUCUACAAACAAACCAACCUGGAUGAGAAACAGCUGGCCAAACUGCACACAAAGACGGGGUUGAAGAAGUUCCUAGAAUACGUGCAGCUCGGGACGUCUGACAAGGUGGCGAGGCUGCUGGACAAGGGGCUGGACCCCAAUUACCAUGACUCAGAUUCAGGAGAGACACCUUUGACACUGGCGGCCCAGACUGAAGGCUCAGUAGAGGUGAUUCGGACACUGUGCCUGGGCGGGGCGCACAUAGACUUCAGGGCCCGGGAUGGCAUGACAGCACUCCAUAAGGCUGCAUGUGCUCGGCACUGCCUGGCACUCACGGCACUUCUGGAUCUUGGGGGCUCCCCCAACUACAAGGACCGACGAGGGCUGACCCCCCUGUUCCACACAGCUAUGGUGGGGGGAGACCCCCGCUGCUGCGAGCUACUUCUGUACAACAGAGCCCAGCUGGGCAUUGCGGAUGAGAACGGCUGGCAGGAAAUCCACCAGGCCUGCCAACGAGGGCACUCUCAGCACCUGGAGCACCUGCUCUUCUAUGGGGCUGAGCCUGGAGCCCAGAAUGCCUCAGGAAACACGGCCCUGCACAUCUGUGCUCUCUACAACAAGGAGACCUGUGCCAGAAUCCUUCUUUAUCGCGGAGCAAACAAGGAUGUGAAAAAUAACAAUGGACAGACACCCUUCCAGGUGGCUGUGAUUGCUGGGAAUUUUGAACUGGGGGAACUGAUUCGUAACCAUCGGGAACAGGAUGUGGUACCCUUCCAGGAGUCCCCCAAGUAUGCAGCCCGGCGUCGGGGACCCCCAGGCGCAGGGCUGACUGUACCCCCGGCGCUGCUGCGGGCAAACAGCGACACAAGCAUGGCGCUGCCUGAUUGGAUGGUGUUUUCGGCCCCGGGGGCUUCAUCCUCUGGGACCCCUGGCCCUACCUCAGGACCCCAGGGCCAGUCACAGCCCUCGGCCCCCAGCACCAAGCUCAGUAGUGGGACCCUCAGAAGUGCCAGCAGCCCCCGUGGUGCCCGGGCACGCUCCCCAUCCCGGGGGAGACAUCCUGAAGAUGCCAAGAGACAACCUCGAGGCCGGCCCAGCUCCAGCGGGACACCCCGAGAUGGGCCGGCUGGGGGAACUGGGGGCUCAGGGGGCCCUGGGGGCUCCCUGGGCAGCAGAGGCAGACGUAGGAAGCUCUAUUCAGCGGUACCCGGACGCUCCUUCAUGGCGGUGAAGUCCUACCAGGCGCAAGGCGAGGGGGAGAUCUCUCUGAGUAAAGGCGAAAAGAUCAAAGUGCUCAGCAUCGGGGAAGGAGGCUUCUGGGAAGGCCAGGUCAAAGGUCGAGUUGGCUGGUUCCCUUCUGACUGCCUAGAAGAGGUGGCAAACCGUUCCCAGGAGGGAAGACAAGAAAGCCGAAGUGACAAGGCAAAGAGACUCUUCAGGCAUUACACAGUGGGCUCUUACGACAGCUUCGAUGCCCCAAGUGAUUACAUCAUCAAGGAGAAGACAGUCUUACUGCAGAAGAAGGACAGUGAGGGGUUCGGGUUCGUGCUCCGGGGGGCCAAGGCGCAGACCCCCAUCGAGGAAUUCACCCCCACCCCGGCCUUCCCGGCGCUGCAGUACCUCGAGUCUGUGGACGAGGGUGGCGUGGCAUGGCGGGCUGGACUACGAAUGGGAGACUUCCUCAUCGAGGUGAACGGACAGAAUGUAGUGAAGGUUGGCCACCGUCAGGUGGUCAACAUGAUCCGACAGGGAGGCAACACACUGAUGGUCAAGGUGGUGAUGGUGACCAGACACCCAGACAUGGACGAGGCUGUCCACAAGAAAGCAUCCCAGCAGGCUAAGCGGCUCCCGCCCCCAGCCAUCUCCCUGCGUUCCAAGUCUAUGACCUCAGAGCUGGAGGAAAUGGUCUCCCCCUGGAAGAAGAAAAUUGAAUACGAGCAACAGCCUGCAGCAGUGCCCAGCAUGGAGAAAAAGCGGACUGUGUAUCAGAUGGCACUCAACAAACUGGAUGAGAUCUUGGCCGCUGCUCAGCAGACCAUCAGCGCAAGUGAGAGUCCUGGGCCCGGUGGCCUGGCAUCCCUGGGCAAGCACCGACCCAAAGGAUUCUUUGCCACUGAGUCGAGCUUUGAUCCUCACCACCGCUCCCAGCCAAGUUAUGACCGGCCCUCUUUCCUGCCUCCUGGACCUGGCCUUAUGCUCCGGCAGAAAUCUAUCGGGGCUGCGGAAGACGACAGACCCUACCUAGCGCCCCCAGCCAUGAAAUUCAGUCGUAGCCUGUCAGUCCCGGGUUCAGAGGACAUACCUCCCCCACCCACUACAUCCCCACCAGAACCGCCCUAUAGCACACCUCCGGCCCCUUCCUCUUCCGGCCGUCUCACUCCCUCGCCUCGGGGAGGGCCCUUUAACCCCAGUUCCGGGGGUCCCCUUCCCGCCUCCUCCCCUUCAUCUUUCGAUGGGCCAUCCCCUCCUGACACCCGUGGUGGGGGCCGAGAGAAGAGCCUGUAUCACAGUGGAGCCCUACCCCCUGCCCACCACCACCCACCUCAUCACCACCAUCAUCACGCCCCACCUCCCCAGUCCCACCAUCAUCAUGCACAUCCUCCUCACCCACCGGAGAUGGAGACAGGAGGUUCCCCCGACGAUCCCCCACCUCGAUUGGCCCUGGGACCCCAGCCCAGCCUUCGAGGCUGGCGAGGUGGAGGACCCAGCCCGACCUCAGGGGCCCCAUCACCUUCCCACCACAGUAGCAGCGGAGGCAGCAGUGGUCCUACUCAGGCUCCCGCCCUGCGCUACUUCCAGCUGCCCCCGAGGGCGGCCAGUGCGGCUAUGUAUGUGCCAGCCCGCUCCGGCCGAGGUCGCAAGGGCCCGCUGGUCAAGCAGACCAAAGUGGAAGGUGAGCCCCAAAAGGGCAGCCUCCCUCCCGCGUCGUCUCCAACAUCCCCGGCGCUGCCUCGGUCCGAACCACCUCCGGCCGGGCCGUCGGAGAAAAAUUCCAUCCCUAUACCUACCAUCAUCAUCAAAGCCCCAUCUACCAGUAGCAGCGGCCGCAGCAGUCAGGGAAGCAGCACAGAGGCUGAGCCCCCCACCCAGCCGGACGGCGCGGGCGGCGGCGGAUCCUCGCCUAGCCCUGCACCUGCCACGUCCCCCGUGCCGCCGUCCCCGUCGCCCGUGCCCACCCCCGCGUCACCCAGCGGCCCGGCCACCCUGGAUUUCACUAGCCAGUUUGGAGCAGCCCUAGUGGGCGCGGCGCGGAGGGAGGGAGGCUGGCAGAACGAAGCCCGGCGGCGGUCCACGCUGUUCCUGUCCACCGACGCAGGAGAUGAGGAUGGAGGCGACAGCGGGCUGGGCCCGGGGGCGCCCCCGGGUCCCCGGCUGCGCCAUUCCAAAUCUAUUGACGAAGGCAUGUUCUCCGCCGAGCCGUACCUCCGGCUGGAGUCGGGGGGCAGCAGCGGGGGCUACGGGGCCUACGCAGCGGGCAGCCGAGCCUAUGGGGGCAGCGGUAGCAGCAGCGCCUUCACCAGCUUCCUUCCCCCGCGGCCCCUGGUGCAUCCACUAACCGGCAAAGCCUUGGAUCCCGCCUCUCCGCUGGGGCUGGCGUUGGCCGCCCGGGAGCGGGCCUUGAAGGAGUCCUCGGAGGGUGGGGGCACCCCUCAGCCGCCUCCGAGACCUCCGUCACCACGCUAUGACGCCCCACCGCCCACCCUUCACCACCACUCGCCCCAUUCACCCCAUUCGCCACAUGCGCGUCACGAGCCAGUGUUGCGCCUCUGGGGGGACCCCGCGCGCCGGGAGCUGGGGUACCGGGCAGGCCUAGGGAGUCAGGAGAAAGCCCUUACCGCUAGUCCACCUGCAGCUCGCCGCUCCCUACUGCACCGUCUGCCCCCGACGGCUCCCGGGGUCGGGCCCCUCCUGCUGCAGCUGGGGCCGGAGCCCCCAACUCCCCAUCCUGGGGUGAGCAAGGCCUGGCGCACAGCAGCCCCGGAGGAGCCCGAGCGGCUGCCGCUGCACGUGCGAUUCCUUGAGAAUUGCCAGGCCCGGCCUCCCCCAGCUGGUACGAGAGGGUCCUCCACUGAAGAUGGGCCUGGGGUCCCGCCUCCCAGCCCUCGCAGAGUCUUACCAACCUCUCCCACCUCCCCGCGAGGCAACGAGGAGAACGGCCUUCCGCUACUGGUCCUGCCACCGCCAGCCCCUUCGGUGGAUGUGGACGACGGCGAGUUCUUGUUUGCGGAGCCGCUGCCUCCACCCCUGGAGUUUUCCAAUAGCUUCGAAAAGCCAGAGUCGCCUCUCACACCCGGUCCUCCCCACCCGCUGCCUGACCCUCCCUCCCCGGCUACCCCUCUACCCGCAGCCCCAACUCCGGCUGUGGCCGCAGCCCCUCCCACCUUGGACUCCACAGCAUCCAGCCUGACCUCCUACGACAGCGAAGUGGCCACGCUGACCCAGGGGGCUCCCGCGGCUCCUGGGGAUCCUCCUGCUCCAGGCCCGCCUGCCCCGGCAGCCCCAGCUCCCCCAGCACCGCAGCCAGGCCCUGACCCUCCACCUGGAACAGAUUCUGGAAUUGAGGAGGUGGACAGUCGCAGCAGCAGCGAUCACCCGCUGGAGACCAUCAGCAGCGCAUCUACACUCAGCAGCUUGUCAGCCGAAGGAGGAGGCAACACAGGGGGCGUGGCUGGGGGCGGGGCCGGGGUGGCCAGCGGGACGGAGCUCCUGGACACCUACGUUGCCUACCUGGAUGGCCAGGCCUUCGGGGGCAGUGGGACUCCUGGCCCACCAUAUCCCCCCCAGCUCAUGACUCCUUCUAAGCUCCGGGGCAGGGCGCUUGGGACUAGUGGAAAUUUGAGACCUGGUCCCAGUGGGGGACUCCGAGAUCCUGUCACCCCCACCAGCCCCACCGUCUCUGUGACCGGAGCUGGAACAGAUGGGCUACUGGCCUUGAGUGCUUGCUCUGGACCCUCGACGGCAGGUGUGGCAGGGGGCCCCGUGGCGGUUGAGCCAGAAGUCCCGCCUGUACCUUUGCCCACUGCCUCAUCCCUGCCGCGGAAGCUACUACCGUGGGAGGAGGGUCCGGGACCACCACCACCACCCCUGCCGGGGCCCCUGUCCCAGCCUCAGGCCUCUGCCUUGGCCACGGUCAAAGCCAGCAUCAUCAGCGAACUCAGCUCCAAGCUCCAGCAGUUUGGUGGGUCCUCUACCGCGGGAGGAGCUCUGCCUUGGGCUCGGGGAGGCAGCGGGGGCAGCACAGACAGCCACCAUGGAGGAGCCAGUUACAUCCCAGAGAGGACCUCCUCCCUGCAGCGGCAGAGGCUCUCCGAAGACUCCCAGACCUCUCUCCUCUCCAAACCCAGCAGCAGCAUCUUUCAGAACUGGCCUAAACCCCCUCUGCCACCACUCCCUACCGGAUCUGGGGUCUCCUCUUCAACAGCAGCAGCCCCAGGAGCUACAUCCCCUUCAGCCUCACCUGCCUCAGCUUCCACCAGACACCUGCAGGGUGUGGAAUUUGAGAUGCGGCCUCCGCUGCUCCGCCGGGCACCCAGCCCCUCGCUGCUGCCUGCCUCGGAUCACAAGGUCAGCCCAGCGCCCAGGCCCUCUUCUUUGCCCAUCCUGCCUUCAGGACCCCUCUACCCGGGCCUCUUCGACAUCCGUAGCUCUCCGACCGGAGGGGCAGGAGGCUCGGCUGACCCCUUCGCUCCCGUCUUUGUGCCACCACACCCCGGGAUAUCUGGGGGUCUUGGAGGAGCCUUGUCUGGGGCCUCUCGCUCCCUAUCACCCACCCGCCUGCUCUCGCUGCCCCCGGACAAGCCGUUCGGCGCCAAGCCUCUAGGGUUCUGGACCAAGUUUGACGUCGCCGAUUGGCUGGAGUGGCUGGGCUUGUCAGAGCACCGAGCCCAGUUCCUUGACCACGAGAUUGAUGGCUCCCAUCUGCCCGCCUUGACCAAGGAGGACUAUGUGGACCUAGGCGUGACCAGGGUGGGCCACCGUAUGAACAUUGACCGGGCUCUCAAAUUUUUCCUGGAGAGGUGAUGGCUGGCCUGGACGGACCAGCCCGUCCAUCGGACCCUUGAGCCCGCUGACCUCUUGACCUCUGACCCCUCUGACCAUCAUUCUCUCCCUUCUCCCCUCAGGGGGCCAGGGACUCUGCUAAAACUGUGCCCGGGCCCCAUCUCCCCAGGCCUGACUGAGGUCCCCAGACGGACCGGAUGCAGGCCAGACAAUGGCACCUCGCAAGAGGUGGGCAGCUGACACAAGACUGCAAGUGGAGUAGAGGGGGAUUAGAAGAAAAUGACAAAGGGGUACUGAAGAAGGAGGGAAAGGCCGACUGGGGGUGGGGGACAGACAGAGCCAUAGAGGGUCAGCCCAGAGCCUGACCUGAUGGGGUCCUGGGAAGGUGUGCCCUCCGAGUCCAUCAUUCGCGUCCCUCAAAUGACCCUUUUCACCUCUCCAGGCCCCUCAGCCUUCCCCUGUCCUUGACACACUCAGCUGCCCAGCCCCCUGCCUCUUGCACGCCUGUUCCCUUUCCUGGCUGCAGUUUUUGCACAAGCUUGCCCCCUGGCUGUCUUGCACACCUCUGGCCUUCGAGGCCCUCUCAGCUCCCCAACACGCUGCAUUCUUUUUUUUUUUUUUUUUUUUUUUUUCCCUCAAGCACCACCGCCUUUGCUAGCUUGCUCUCUGCAUACUUGCUUCUGGGGGAGGGGGGUUUUGCACCCUUUAUUUCUCUAGCCACCCUGGACCCAUGCUGCAGACACACAUGGGACUUCCCUUCCCUCUCCUGCUCAGACCCAGGCCUACUCCCAUAGCCCCCGUCACCCCUGCUCUCUGCUCUUUCCGUGCACACUCUGAACACACCUCUGUUCUUACACCCAGGGCCACUUUCCUGUCCUGCCACCCCCAAGCCCUUGCGCUACCUUUCUUUCAUGGCGGCACUCCUGUGCCCAGCCUUCUCUAUUUUCUCUUACACUUAGCACACCCCUCACACUCAUGGCCCUGAACUCAUGGCUUUUGCAAAUGUUUAAUCCCUUCUCCCCCUUCUUCACGUUUCUGUUCUUCUGUUCGAUU